AUAUAUAUAUAUAUAUAUAUAUCACCCAGUGUUUCUAGCCUUUUAUUUACAAACUGCUAAAUUCUUUAUAUUGGUAGCAAACAAGAUUGAGUUCUGGUAGAUUUUGAUUUUCCAAAUUUUAAUGUGCUAACCUUUUCAACACAUCUUGAUAAGGGUCAGCAAAGUGAAUAAAAUUUAUCUUGUGGUUAUCCUAUAACUCAACUUAUCUGUUUAUCUAAUUCCAGUGAUUUAGCGAAAUGAUCAAUUAAGAUUUCUUUACAAUGUAGGUUUAACUACAUAACACCAAUUAUGAAUAAACAUUUGUACUUAUCAUCCUUUAUUUAAAUUUAAUGGUAUUAAUGGUUUAUGUGUAAUAAUUUAAUCAAAAAAUGAAUUAAGUGAUAUUUCUAAGCAUUUGUUUUUUGUUUUGUUUUUGACUUAUAAGGAUGUUUGACUAUCAAAAUGAAGACAUAAUAUCGAUUCAGGCCAACUCUCUUGAUGUAGCUAAAUAUUUGAAAAAUCAUGGCAUUUCCGAUUCAGUCAUUGACAUUUUCACUACGAACACAAUCGAUGGAUUGUCAUUUUGUCUGUUAACGGAGAAAGACUUAUAUGAAAUGGAUAUCAAAGAGGUUGGUGUUAGAAAACGUAUCAUGUAUUUAUGUUACUUCUGGCGUCACCAAAUUGAAAAUCAUAAUUAUGGAGAAUAUACUUUCCCAAGAUUACCAAGUGAGAAUUCUGUAGUUGAUCUGCUAUGCUGCCAUAAUCCUAAAUUGGAUAAUAUGGAACAAGAUGUAUCCAGAUUAAGUGGAAACGAUAAUGUGGAGUGUAUAGCAGACAGUACUUUUUUAAAUGAUUACGAUUACGGAAUAGAUGAAGACAAUACAAAUUUCUUGAAAUUUAUAACCAGUUGUUUAUAUUUCAUUUUUUCUACAUUUGUUACAGCAUUUGUUAUAGUUUCGGUCCAUGAACGUUUACCUGUUACAUCUAAAUAUCCUCCGUUGCCAGAUAUUUUUCUGGAUAAUCUUCCUCAUAUCAGUUGGGGAUUUAUUGCAGCAGAAGUGGUUAUCAUUGUACUGUUUAUGAUUUGGCUGACUAUUUUAUUUCUACAUAAAUAUCGGUGGAUACUUUUACGUCGUUUUUUUGUGCUUAUGGGCACGAUAUUUUUAUUAAGAUCAAUUACUAUGUCGAUAACUUCACUAAGUGUCCCUGGAGUGCAUUUAACAGAUCAAUGUAGCCCAUAUAUAAUAAAAAAUUAUACAGAACGCUUCAAACGUGUAUUAGAAAUAUGGAUGGGUUGUGGUUUAUACAUUACAGGAUUACGAACUUGUGGUGAUUAUCUAUUUAGUGGUCAUACAACAUGUCUUACUCUUCUUAACUUUUUCAUUAGUGAAUAUUCACCACGAAGAUUUUAUCUUUUGCAUACAUUUACAUGGGUUCUGAAUCUUUUCGGUGUAUUUUUCAUACUUGCUUGUCAUGAACAUUAUUCUAUUGAUGUAUUCAUUGCUAUAUAUAUUUCAUCAAGAUUAUUUCUAUACUAUCAUUGUCUUGCUAAUAAUAAUUUAUUACAUCAACCAGAUAAUGAACGUUUAAGAAUAUGGUUCCCACUGUUUUCAUUUUUUGAACAUGAUGUACGGUCAGUUGUACCGAAUGUAUAUGAAAUACCCUUUAAAGAUUAUUACAACUAUAAAUUUAAUCGCAAUAACAAUAAUAGUAACGGGAGCAGAAGCAGCGGCAGUAGUAUCCAUACCAAUGGUAACAGUAGUUGUAGCAGUAAUAUAACUGGUAAUUACAAUCAAAAUUACGGUAAAAGGCAAUUGAAUAAUGUUCGUCGUAAAUCUACACGUUGUCUGCUACAUACCUAUCAUAAUACUAAUAAUCAUGAGUAUUCAACUUGCAAUCAUAUAACACAAACAUUAGGAAAUACAUUCAUUACAAAACGUUGUGAGAUUUUUAGUAAAAAAGAAUCUUAG
Molecule: messenger RNA, 1949 nt
Organism: Schistosoma spindalis
Lineage: Eukaryota; Metazoa; Platyhelminthes; Trematoda; Strigeidida; Schistosomatidae
Source: the annotation of a GenBank genome assembly